AUAUGUUCGGAUAGCUUCGGAUAUCCAUUCGGGUUCGGGUAUUAUCCGUUCGGGUUCGGAUAUCCAAUCUCUCUUUAUUCAAUACCCGUUCGGGUAUUUUACUACUUCGGUUCGGAUUUCGGUUCGGAUUUUUCGGAUCGGGUUCGGGUGCCACUUCGGAUAUCGGGUAAAGUGCCCACCCCUACUAUGCUGCAAGAAAUCUUUUGAGACAAAAUGAAAAUGUAAGUUGGGCUCAACUCCAAAAGAUUUAAAAUUCACAUGCAAGGUUUAUGGAAUGAUAGAUAGUCUGUUAUCCCAUUUAUACUAGAAAAGAAAUCGCCAAACAAGCCAUUUCAGUUAAUAAGUAUAGUGGCUAUUCGUUAGAGAAGGUUAUGUAUAUCUAUUGGAUCCUUUUGACCAAAAAAAAAUCUAUUGGAUCCUAAUAUCAAAAGUCCACUGAAAUAUACUAAGUCUGCUGAGUUAGCUAGUUAUUAUUUCUACCAUAUUAAAAACUAACCCCACUCCAAUAGAUGUAAAAUGCAUUUUUACGUUGACAAAAACAAAUGAACAAACCAUACAAAAGUAAAAUCGAAGCAAAAAGCCAUUGUUGGUGUACUCACCUAAGCUCAAAGAAUUUUACAUAAUUCCAUUUUUGGUUUCCUCUAUAGUUAAAAAAACUUGGACAUCAUAAAUUUGUUUCUAAAGACAAAAGGUAUAAAACUUUUUAAUGGAAAAAAAAACUUUUUAUGGUUUGAUUCAAAGGCUAAGUCAUUUCAUGCCCCAUGCAGUCACUAGAGAGGCCACGCCUCUGGACCUUUUCACUUCCUCUUUUCCACCAAAAGCUGACUCUCUCCCUCUAUAUGCAUGGAUGUAUGUCCUCUUGAUGGAGUAUACUUUUUAUGGACCAUGCACUAAUUAAUGUUGACAUCCAAGUGUGUCUUGAACAAAAUUUUAGGAGUUGUGGUUGAACAUAACUGUGUAACAUGGUCACGGCUAAAUAGCAUGCUGAAAUAUGCAUACUGGCGAGAAUGGGAGCAUUCAAAGACGUUAACUGUCGAGGUGGAAGAGACGGUUAGUUUCCAUAUUUUACUAUUAAAUUGAAAACGUACUCACAUCAAAUUGUCGGGGAGCACAUGGUUCUUAUUAGAAGUACAAUUCGGUGAGAAACAACGUCUUGCAACGCACCACAAAGUCUGUAUGUUUUGCUGUAUGAUCUGGGGAAAUGAGCUUUUAACCGAAAACAUCAUCAUUUUCGGUGCAUGCCGAAUUCCCCUUAGCGUUUAUUUUUCGUAUUUUUAAUCACUGACUUAAAUAUUCGUAGUUUUUUCAUUUAUGAAUAAUUAAUCAUCAUUCUUGGGAUUAUUAAAACACUUCAUAUCUAAAUAAUUGAAAUUUGACAGGUCUAAUGCAAUCAUGCCUCGCACUCCACUCGUCUCAUUUUCUGGCUUUACUGAAAAUCCCAGCUUUUAUUUAACCCCAGAAUUACCAAACACAUGUUUAAAAGAAUAAAAGGGUAUAACUUCUUCAUCUAUUUUAAAGAGUAAAGACAACACAAGUAAGUAAAAAUAAAAACAAACUUACGUGAUAUGCUAAUUACAGUUUGACUCGGUCAACCCGUUGAAUAUUUUUCCUAUUUAGAAUAUUUGUAGAUGGUCACUACACAUCAUACAUGCCACCUUUUCUAUUCGUAAAGUACAGCAGUGAUUGCUAUAUCUUUUACUUAUAAGUUCAGGUAUAUACGGAUUUAAUUUUGAAUGUUCAAGCUGUAACAUUAUAACUUGUGUAGUAUUUUCAGUUUUUUUCUUUCAUUUACAAAAAAAUUACAAAUGCUGAAUUUUAACUAAAAUCAAAAAGAGUUAUAUUGUUUUGUAUAAAAUAGAAUAAGAGUAACUUAAUUAUUUAAGCUACAAUUUGUUUAUUUUCUGAUUUUUAAUCUGCAUAAAUAAAUAUAGAACUAGCGAAUUAGUGCGAUUAAAAAUUUACAGAUAUACACGUUAUGAUAUGCCAUUGAGAAAGAUGGUUUUGCAUCUGCUGAACCAUGUACGACACAGAGUUUGGCCUAAUAAUAAGAUUUUUUGGGGGACAGCCAAUUAAUAACAUAUAUAUAAGAAAUUCGUAGAUAUAAAUGGUAGCUGUCGAGUAAUGCAUGAGCAUAGAUAUGUAAUCUGUUGCAUAUACGUGUUAUAAGUUGUAUUCUGUGUCUCGCAUGAUGUGUUAGAUAAAAGGAUAUUAGUUUAUUUCACAUUUCAUCAAAAAAAAAAGGAUAUUAGUUUUUUUUUUGCUGAAAAAGGAUAUUAGUUUUUUUUUUUUUGACGUCAAACGGAAGGAUAUUAGUUGUAACGACAAGAUACAUUAAAGAAUAUACAACUAUGGUUCUUCUCGUGUAGUAUUUAUAUCUUAUGUACGUUGAAUAGGUAUGCGAAAUAUCUCAAAAAUUUGUUGGCUUGAUGACGUAUGUAUAUGCUGGUUUUAUUUAAUUUUAUUAUGUUAUUGUGGAUUAAGUCCUCCAUGCAGCUAGGUUGGACCGAUAAAAAUGAAACGAUAAUAUUUGCAUAUAUAAAAAUAAAUAUUUAACACAUUUAUGGUGAUUUAAUAGUAAUUUGAGGUUUCGUCGUGUGGAUGGAAGGCAUUGUUCAAUUCAUUAUAUUAGAUUUUAAUCAUAGUUUGUCCACACUUUUUAGGUUUACAAGUCUUUAAAUUCUGAUAAUUUUCUUCCAGUUUUUGUUUGUUUAACGCUACGUAUAUGUGGUGAAGAGAAAAAGAAAAUAUGUAUGUGUAUAAUAAUUAAUAACACCAAAAUAUAUGUUUUCUUUUUGAAAAAUAAAAAUUGCCUUCAAAAUAAAAAUAUAUGUACUGAGAUUGACCUUAUAAGAAGCUUUUUAUAUUAAUGUCCAUAACUUUCUAUAAUUGCAAGAUCGACCUCUCUCUCUCUCUUUCUUUCUUUCUCUCUGCAGCAAUUUAAUUUCAAAAGAUUCCAAACAAAGAGAAUUGAUAGAAAGUGAGAUUUGCAAAAUUUUAUUAUCUUCCUCCUCUAAUCCUCUCCUAUUAUUAAGGCGCAUAUACUCAUCCAUCUAUCUCUCUCUAACUAGCUUCAUGGCUGCUUCGACCAUUCAUUGACUUCUUGAUCUCUGGUCUCCAUCUAACAAGUAAGAAACCCUAAUUUAUUCUUCUCUCCUCCUUCUCCCCUCAUGUUGAGAUCAUCAGAAACGCUUCGUCUCCCUCAUCUCCUGCUGUCUUUGGCUAUUCCGGUCAUCAGAUUCUGCCAUGGUUCCUGAUGCUGAAUCCUCCACAACGCUUCUUCUUUCAUGUGGGUUUUCUAGUAGUUUCGCUUUUAUGAGGUUAUUACAAAGGGCUCAUCACUUCUCUGCCGUCUCUGAGGACGACGACAACGAAGACAUUCGCUUAGGAUCUGAUCAUCAAGUAAAAGAUAAACAUCACCAAGUUUGUAGGAGAGAUUGUAGUUUCAUGGCCGAUCAAGAAGAGCCGAGGAGUACAACUUCUAGGUUAAACUCCAAGGAAGACGACGACAACAACAAGAAUAAUACCAUCAACAAUGAAGCGGAAGAUCAUGAGAUGAGACAAGAAGGGUGGCUCCGGUUAAGCUCUGGCCACGAGGAUGAUGUUAAACUGAAUAUUGACCAUGUGCAACAACAUCAAACCGAUCCAGCGGAUAGGAGAGACUCUUUUCUAGAGCUUAAUCUUUUCUCUGGCGGUUCGAAUAGAGAAGAAGGAGUUGGUCUUACAUCAAUGUCAUCUCUCUUACAUCAUCAGCAUCAGCCAAGAGGGAUGAUGAUUAAUCCAUUGAUGUUCCCUACCAGGCCUGAUCAGGAGAUGAUUGGUUCUUGGGCGGCUGCCUUUAGAACGCCUUUUGUCCCACAAAACCUAGUGCAACCAUCAUCAUCAGCUGCUUCUUUGAUGCCCUUGCUAAGACCCUACUUUGGCCGCUCCAAUUUUCAGCAGCAGUUAAUAGGGAAUAAUAAUAAUAAUCCGGAUGUGUUGGCUGGUCCAAGCUCGAGUUUUCGAGUCAUUGAUCCUCCUAGACGACCCCAUUCCGGCGUUUGGUUCCUCCUUCAAGCUUCUCAAAACCAGACAAGAGAACCAUUCUUGCCUCAGAUCCCAAAGAGCUACUUGAGAAUCAAGGACGGGAAUAUGACUGUUCGACUAUUGAAAAAAUAUUUGGUGAAUAAGUUGCGAUUAGAGCACGAAUCCCAGGUAUUUUUUAUUAAUCUCAUCAACUCUUUAAUUUCUAGUAAGUAUUUCUUUAACUCUAGUGUUCUAGAUUCUAUGAACACAUUGCUUGCCGUAACUACAAUCGUCUAAGUUGUUUUCAAAAAGAAAAAAAAAUCUAAAACGUUACAUAACUACUUUUUUGAUAAAGGAAAUUUAUGUUACAUAAUUACUUUAUAAAGCAUAAAGAGGAUAUGAUAAUAGUACGACAAAACAUAAAACAUAUAGUAAAAGAAAAGAAGAAAUCGUGGAGAGGGUACAUUCAUGGGGGUUGGUGUACUGAGGAACAUGACAAUAACAUUGGAACUAGAUUGCCUCAAAAGUGUCUCCAUGUUAAUUAGGUCACAAGUAGAUGUCGUUGCUAGGUAUAAGCCGUUUUGUUCUUUCUUUGUUUUAUAUGCUUAUUAUCCAUAAAUUGAUUUUCAACCUUUUUGAGUUUGUCUUACUUGCUCCUUUUUAUAGUUUAGGGGUAAUUGAUUAACGGUCGGGCCACUAGUUAGUGCCUAGUGUGAUCAACUUAAUCGUCAUGAAGAUAAGUGCACCAACCUACUAAUUUAUACACAAAUAAUAGUUUAAUUUAGGAAACCGAUUCCUUUAUAAAAAUAUUUUGUGCUUGCGCUUUAAAAUGUUUUGAGUACAUUUUAAAACAGCAUACUUUGGAAACUAGAAACCCGAACUUCCAAAAACAAAACGUGUUUUCGGUAGGUAUAUAGUUGGAAAGAAAAAUUUAGCUCAUCCGUUCCCUAUACAUAUGCCUAUUCUAGAACCAAUUGUGAAACAUUUUCAAAACACUGUUUCCUUUGAAUUCUAGAAUAUUGUGGGGAUAAAUCACAUCUACAAAACUUUCAUAUGUAUAAAUCAUCAGUUUAUUGUUUUCGGAUAUAUAUAUGUAUUUAGCUAGUUUGAGAGAUUAUAAACCAAAAUAAUAAUCUCCAUAGCUAGCUUAGUUUGGGUUGGAAAUGAUCUUACUAAUAUUUUUAACUAGUUUGGAAAGAUACUGAUUAUGACUCGUUAGAAAGACCAUGUAGAUAUGCAUACAACAUACCAUCAUAUAAUUACAAGAACAUGACAUAUAUACAUAAAACUUUUACUAUAGCUAUAUCGCACGCUUCUUCUAGAGCUAGUUAUUAUCUCAAAUGAUGAAUACAAUAAAGUAAGUUCUUAUCAUAUACAGACUUUUUUUUAAAGAAAGCUUCAUAUACAGACUUAUUAAAAUCUUAUGAGUCGAAUUCGUGAAACAAAGGGUGGCGUUCCGUUUAUUUUUUUGGUGAAAAUAGAUUUCUAUCUCUAAAGUUACGUACGAUGCUAUUCGUGAUGGACCUAACUCACAUCCAAAAGCUAGCUCGAGAAUGGAGGUUUAUCCAUACACUUAUAUAGUGCAAAUUUUAAUCAUUGAUAUAUGUGCAUUUAUGCGCUCGAUAUCUCAUAAUACGCUAUAACUUUUAUGAUUCCUGAAUUAAUAAUUACAAUUUCUAUUGCCAACGAAUAAUUACACACGCAAAACUUGAAACUUCUUUUCUAGGCUAAGGGAUCAUUCAAUAAUUCAGUAACUAUAAUGUGCUUGAAAACGUCAUUAAUGGUGUGCUCAAACAAAAAAGAAGUACGAGAUGGGGGUAUGCAUAUCUUUGUUUUCUAAUACGCAUUAGUUAAGAUGUGUGACAUGUCCAUAUCUUGAUCAAUAAUAAAAAUUUCAUUGACAAGAUGUGUUUAUUUAUUGUCCGUUUCUCCUGAACUAUAUAAAAGGAAUUGAUAGCAUAGAAAAUCAGUUUGAGUUACAUAUUUUACAAAUAUUUUAUAGUAUUAAUUUUACAGUUUAUAAAAUUAGCUCAUACGGCACGUAUAAUUGUAAUUUAACCAUAAAAUAUCAUAUUAGUGCGUAUAUGAAUAAAUGCAAAAGGGAAUCAUCAGGCAACAUAUCAGUUCAGAUAGAGAUCUAAAGACUUUAUUUGAAAUUUAUUUAGGGAUUGAUUUGAAUAUUUUUAACCCGGAAAUAGGGUUACGUCCACACGGUCAUCAUGGUUUAUUCCUUUUUGGAUGAUCAUUAAUUUCUUUUGGGACAACAAGAUGAUCAUUAAUCAAAGUUGCAAUUAAAUGCAUUUCUUAUAUGUGUGCGCGCGUGUAUAUAUUUCUAUAAAUAUAAAAAUAAUAUAAUGAUGUGAAUGUGUGUAUAAUAGAUUUGAGUAGGCAAAGGUAUCAAGAGUGCAAAAUAAAUAUGAAUGUAAUGAUUAGCCAGCCAUAAUCUGACUUCGUGGAGGCAUUGUCUUCCAUUUUUGUCUCUCUCCCUCUUUUUAAGUUUCCUUUGACUUUUUAGACGUAAGAAAACAAAAAGCUUUAAAAGCAAAAAGUAUUUCAGAAAUUUCAAAUUUUCCUUUUGUCCCGGUGAUUUUUUUUUGUCAACUACUCAUCCUUCAUUCCACAAAAUAAAUAAAUAAAUCCAGAAAUGACAAUUCCUUAUAUUUGGUAAAAAUAUUAGUUAAACCGUGUUUCUCUCCUUUUCUGAAUAAUAAAAUAACUUGAAUAUUUAUUCCCAUUUGUUAUUUUAUAAAAAAAAUUAAUCGUAGUUCACUACAAAUAUAAAAAUGUCCUGAAAAAAUAUAGAUGGUAUUUAUUUUCAUGAUGAACCUUAGUUAAUAUUCCAUAUGUUUUAAAAUACUUGAUGUUUUAAAUGAAUGCACAAGAAUUAAAGUAACAUUAAAAAUAUAAAAUAAAACUAAUUCAGCCAAUCAUAAAAACAACUACUAUAAAACAUUAUUGGUGACAUAGUUUUCUGUAAAACUAAAAUUAAUAUAAAAAUAUCAAAACAUCAAGUAUUUUAAAAUAUUUUAAACUUUCCAAAACAUCAUCUAUUUUGAAACGAAGGAAAACACUUUCUUGGAUUAGAAACUUAGAAUGUUGGUUACGUUAUUUAUUUAUUUAUAUAUUUUGUAUAUAAACUAUGGUUCUACUCUUCUACCUUUGAUAUAGAAAAACAUCCCAAAACGAAAAAGCUUUUGAUGGUCAUUUAUUAUUAUAAAAUGUUUUAUUUCUUUCCUUGUUUUGUUUAUUAUUCUAAAAUGGUAUAGCAGAAGAUGCCUAUAAAUAUGACUUAAAAAUAUUUCACAGAUUAAACGCAUUUGUUCGUUCUACCACAUACAGUAAACCGUCAUGCUUAUGUUAGAAGUGGCUCAUCAACACAAACAGUAUAUUUCUCUCGCCUUGGUUUAGCUAACUAGUGUCUCGUGUAGGACCAUUUCUUUACAAAACCCCUAAUGAAUUUGGUGCUUGAAAAGCCUUUUCCAUAUCAAUCAUAUUCAUAUCCUCUUUAAGUGCUGCACUUUCUUAAUUAUUUCCUUAUCAUCCAUCCACUGCAGCCUAUCUAAAUGUUAGAUGUUUUCCUUUUGUUUCGAAUCAACACGUGUCUUUAUCAGCAAGACUUUGUUUAAUUAAAUUCUCCACUAUAUUUUUUUCUUCAAUUCAUUGGUAUUGAUCCGGCUACUUGUAAACUAAGAGCUGGAUGUAAUGAACCUCUAAAUGUUCGUAGGCUGAUGUUUGGUCCAUGAAUGCAUCACUCCAUGCUUAUUGAGAAUUUGCAUUUUGUGGGAAAACUACUUGCACAAUUUAUAUAUUUGUCAGCAUACCGUAGAAAUGUUUUUACAGUACUUUAUGUUCUUGAAUGAAUGUAUUACUAAUUAAUGGGUCAACCAUAAAUUUAUGAUAAUCUAUCUUUAAGUAUGAAAAAACUUAUAACGCUGACCUUCGUCGUAUGUAGUCCAAGAUCUGUCGGCCUAGGAUAGGAUCAGUAAACUAUUCACUUUCUCACGACUAGUUAACUAUUUUGAAAUUUACACAAUUUUCCCGACUGGUUUUACACCUCACAAAAAUCAUGUUUUUCUCACAUCACUUUUUUUUUUUUUCUCACAUCACUUUCAUUUGUACUUCCAUUUUAUAACCACAUUUCUCCCGUUAUAUAUAUAUAUAUUUUUAAAAAGCACAUCAUCUUUGUGUUGUUUUUUUUUUGACUGAACAUAUCAUCAUAGUUGUAUAGUGAUAAAAUCAAUUCCGUUAAAUUUAUUAAUAUUUUUACAACUAAGCACUUUAAUUUCCUUCAAGAAACUUAAUAUGCAUCAUAAAAUAUAAAGCACGUCUCGAAAAAGUCAAUUCGAACGUCCAAAAUCUGGGUACCAUACGUUGUUAAAUAUAUAGAGGCCAAGGUAUAUUCGUACGCUAGUAAAUGUUUUUAAGCUGCAAGUUGGCAUGCAACUUAUAUAUAGGCAUAUAUUGAUGAUAAAUACAUAUUUUACGUCGGGAAAAAGUAAUGCAUGAAGUCGCCCUCAACAACAGAAUCAUUGUUGCUCAAAGAAAUUGCAUUUUAAAAAGAAACACUAAAGGGCAGAUAAGAAGCCAUGAACAUGAUCUCCUUUAAGUUUUUUUUUUUUAAUGAUCUCCUUUAAGUUAGUGAUGCGAUGCAUGCAAAACAUUUAAAUAUAUAUGCAUAUCCGACUACGACUUUCAUGGUCCCUAUUUUAUAUUCAAUUUAAAAUUACGUUAUUAUUUAUGUAUGUAGGUCCUUUAAUAACAAAAUAUAAAUAUUAAGAUGUUGAUAUGUGAGAUAGAACACCACUUUUUUUUUGUGCACAGAACACCACUUUCAUAUGCUAGUUGUUGUAUAAUGCUAAACAAAGAAUAUGGCAAAUUUAUAGCAAUCGUAGACACUGUUGCAUUUGGUAUUUUUAGGUAUCUAAUUGAACGUAUCUAACUAACAGCAUCAACCACUUUAUAAUGGUAUAUCUUCACACUAAGAAAAAUAAACACAAAGUUUGUGACUUAAUAUGAUUUGUGGAUCGUAAACCUUAGUCAUCAAAACGUAAGGAGAAGACGUGCACGAGAUAAUGGUAAAGUUUUCAUGGGUUAGUUUAUACUCUCUCCGUUUCAUUUUAAUUGUUGUUCUAGGUUUAUGCACAAAGAUUAAGAAAACAUAUGACUUUGUGUAUUUCCAAAACAAAAACACAAGUAUCUAUACAUCUAACCAUAUUUCAACUAAUAGAAAAAUAAAUUAAGGAAUCUUAUUAAUAAAUUUGCAUUGAAACUCUAAAACAACAUUUAUUUUGAAACGAAAUUUUUUCCCUACAACAACAAAUAAAUCGAAACGGAAGAAGUAUUUUCUCGGCACAAUAUCCUUUUAUACUAUAACAU
Molecule: messenger RNA, 9378 nt
Organism: Brassica rapa (field mustard)
Lineage: Eukaryota; Viridiplantae; Streptophyta; Magnoliopsida; Brassicales; Brassicaceae
Biological process (GO): multicellular organism development
Source: RefSeq, a predicted model, not a curated record